Messenger RNA from Oryza brachyantha (malo sina), 1248 nucleotides. RefSeq names its product glycosyltransferase BC10-like. Gene Ontology annotation, molecular function: glycosyltransferase activity. The record is from RefSeq and is a predicted model, not a curated record. The transcript has a single exon. Gene Ontology annotation, cellular component: membrane. Lineage: Eukaryota; Viridiplantae; Streptophyta; Magnoliopsida; Poales; Poaceae. The coding region runs from base 1 to 1248 and encodes 415 amino acids.
AUGAAGGAGAGAGACACGAACAAGCAGCUUCUGCCGACGCGGGCGUCGUCGUCGUCCUCCCGCUUUGGCGGGAGAGUGGGCAGCAAUGUCGCCGUCGUGCUUCUCCUCGUCUCCCUGGGCUUCGUCCUCGGCCUCACCUCCUCCAACGCCAUGUUCCUCAAAUCUUUCUACCCCUCCUCUUUCAUGCCAUCGAUGCCAUUACUAGUGCUCUCAUCUAGCACUAGUUCUAGCUAUCCUCCUAUUUUGCCGACGCAGUCGCCGGAGCAGCCAUGGUCUUCACCACCAGCUCGGCAUGACCAACAGCAACAGUGGCUGCGGCCGCCGCCAAUGCACGACAUGGCCGACGAGGAGCUGCUGUGGAGAGCGUCCAUGGCGCCGAAGAGCCGGCGCCGUCCGCCGGAGGACGUGGUGCCGAAGAAGGUCGCGUUCAUGUUCCUGGUGAGGGGGGAGCUGCCGCUGAGGCCACUCUGGGAGAAGUUCUUCGCGGGUCAGAGAGACGACCACUACACCAUCUACGUGCACGCCCACCCGUCGUACAACUUCACCGGCUCGCCGGACUCCGUCUUCUACGGCCGCUACGUCCCGAGCGUGGCGGCCAAGUGGGGCGACGCGACGCUGGUGGAGGCGGAGCGGCGGCUGAUCGCGAACGCUCUGCUCGACGCCGGCAACGAGCGGUUCGUGCUGCUGUCGGAGGCGUGCAUCCCGGUGUACGACUUCCCCACCGUGCACGCCUACCUCACCGGCGCCAACACCAGCUUCGUCGACAGCUACGAGAACGGCGGCAGCCGGUCGCGGUACAGGGACUUCUUCGCCGGCCGCAACAUCACGCUCGCCAAGUGGCGCAAGGGCGCGCAGUGGUUCGAGAUGGACCGCGCCCUGGCCCUCGAGGUCGCCGCCGACGACGACCUCUGCUUCCCGGCGUUCCGCGACUUCUGCGUCGGCCGCCGCGAGUGCCUCAUCGACGAGCACUACCUGGCGACGCUGGUGACCCUGCUCGGCUGGGGCCCCCGCAACGCCAACCGCACGCUGACCUACGCCGACUGGACGCGGCCGGUGAACCGGCACCCGCACACGUACACGGCGGAGGAGGUGACGGAGAAGGUCAUCGGCGACAUCAGGGCGGACAGGCGGUGCUCCUACAAUGGCGCCAGGAGCGGCGGGAUCUGCAACCUGUUCGCGCGCAAGUUCGCACCGGAGACGCUGCAGCCGCUGCUGCGGUUGGCGCCAAAGGUCAUGGGCUUCGGCUAG